Molecule: messenger RNA, 2454 nt
Organism: Trypanosoma conorhini
Lineage: Eukaryota; Euglenozoa; Kinetoplastea; Trypanosomatida; Trypanosomatidae
Exons: 1
Coding region: 1-2454 (817 amino acids)
Biological process (GO): ribosome-associated ubiquitin-dependent protein catabolic process; rescue of stalled cytosolic ribosome
Cellular component (GO): RQC complex
Molecular function (GO): tRNA binding; ribosomal large subunit binding
Source: RefSeq, a predicted model, not a curated record
AUGGUGAAGCAGCGCAUGACGGCGCUGGACGUGCGGGCCUCCGUGGAGGAGAUGCGCGCGGAGCUGCGCGGCCUGCGCCUGCUGAACGUCUAUGACAUUUCCCCAAAGAUGUUUCUCUUCAAGUUCGGCCAGGGCGAGAACAAAAAGAUGCUGCUGCUCGAAAGCGGGGUGCGGUUGCACCUCACGCAGCUUGUGCGGGAGAAGCCAAAGGUGCCCUCGCAGUUCACGCUGAAGCUCCGCAAACACGUGCGGGCCUGGCGCCUCGACUCCGUCACGCAGCUGCAGCACGACCGGACGGUGGACUUUCGCUUCGGGGCGGGCGAGGGCGCCUCCUACCACAUCAUCGUCGAGCUCUUUUCGAAGGGCAACGUGGUGCUGACCGACAACGAGCACCGCAUCCUCCUCCUGCUCCGCACCCACAGGGACGACGACAUCAAGAUGUUCGUGCGGGAGUUGUACCCCGUGACGCGGCCCUUUGAGGAGCAGCAGCGGACGGAGUCCACGGCGGUGCCUGCAGCGGCGGAGGAGCAGCGGCGGCGCCGCACGGAGGCGCUGCGGCAGGAGUGGCACACCGUUUUUGCCCGACACGCCGACUACGAGACGCUGCGCUCGACGCUCUCCGCGGUGCACCACUUUGGCCCCGCCCUUGCCGACCACAUCCUAACCGUCACCGGGGUCAGGAAUGCAAAGAAGGGAGAGCUGAACUCCGACGCGGAGACGCUGUUUGCGCUGCUGCUGCCUGGGAUGCUGCAGGCGUGGGAGAUCGCCUUUUCUCCUCUGCCCGGUGGCGGGUACUUGAUUGCGUACCAGAAGCAGAGCAAAGGCCGCGCCGCCGCCGCGGCCGCCGCUGCAGCGAGGCCUGGCGAGGAGAAUACGCAGGAAACGACAGCUGUCGCCGGCGUGGGCGAGGGGCCGCAGCAGCUGCAGGCCGUGCACUACGAUGACUUCGGUCCUGUGCUCCUUGCCCAGUACGGCGGUGACCGCGUUGCGACGUCGUUUCUCAAGAGCUUCGGCGCUGUCUGCGACGCCUUCUUUCUCUGCACCGAGACAGAGAGGAUCGAGCAGCACAACGAGAAGAAGACGACCUCCGUGCUUUCCAAGCGCAGCAAGUUUGAGCGUGACCACCAGCGCCGCCUGGGCGCCCUCGAGGCGGAGGAGCUGGCGAACCAGCGCAAGGGGGAGUGCAUCAUCCAAAACGCGGAGAAGAUUGACGAGGCGAUUGGGCUCAUCAACGGCGCUCUCGCCGCGGGAAUUCAGUGGGAUGCGCUGCGCGGUCUGCUGAAGCGGCGACACGCGGAGGGGCACCCCGUGGCGUACAUGGUGCACGAGCUCUUCCUUGAGCGCAACAGCAUCUCGGUGCUGGUGGAGGCCAACGAGCCGGACGACGACGAGGACGCGGAGGACUGCGACGUGGCGCCGCUCGUCAUCGAGGUGGAGCUCAGCAAGACGGCGUACGCCAACGCGGCGGCGUACUUUGCAAAGAAGAAGUCCAACCGGGCCAAGUACGAGAAAACCGUCGCCGCCACCGCCAAGGCAUUGGCAGGGGCCGAGAAGAAGGGUGAGCGUCUGGCGGCCAAGCAGAAGACGAAGAAGGCCAUCGUGAAGGAGCGCCACCGCUUCUGGUGGGAAAAGUUCGCCUGGUUUCGCACCUCCGCCGGCGACCUCGUCCUGCAGGGGAAGGACACGCAGACGACGGAGAUCCUCGUACGCCGCGUCAUGCAGCUGGGCGAUGUCUUUGUGCACUCCGACGUGGAUGGCGCCCUCCCGUGCCUGCUUCGGCCGGUUGGCUCCGCCUGGACCACCGCCUUUGUGGCGGCCGCAGGCGAGUCCCCCCCGGCCCCUCAGGCGAAGGCGUGCCGAAUCCACAUGACAAGCCUCGAUGAGGCCGGCGCGUGGUGCGUGAGCCGCAGCUCCGCGUGGGAGGGCAAAUUCACCGUCGCUGCAUGGUGGGUGCACGCGUCCCAGAUCACUGGGGGCACAGCCAGCGGCUGCUACCUCUACGACGGGGAAAAGCACUACCUGCGGCCGCAGCCGCUCACCUUUGCGUGCGGGCUGCUGUUCCGCGUCACCGCGCGCCGCAUUGACCCCACCGACCAUGACGAGCUGCCAAACUUCAUCGCCGAGGGGGAACGCCGCCUGCAGCAUGAGGAGGACGGCGAGAAUGGGGCCUUUCUCCCACCCGAUGGCGCCGCCGCACUUCACCCGCUGCCGUCUAUUGGGGAGUUGCGUGGGCCUCGCCGUCCUCCUCCUCCUCCGCCGCAGCGGCAGCAGCAGCCCCAGGGUCUCGGCACAGCCGCGGCGAAAGCGUCCCAGAUGGGCAUGACGGCUUCCGACGGGGGCCGAGCGAGGCGGCGGCGGCGCCAAGGUCGCGGCCGCCCCUCCCUCGCAGAAGGGCAUGCAGCAGCUGACGAAGCACCAGCGGAAGAAGCUGAAGAAAAUUCAGGAGAAGUAUAA